Messenger RNA from Cutaneotrichosporon cavernicola, 2676 nucleotides. RefSeq lists its product as uncharacterized. NCBI's taxonomy places the organism in Eukaryota, Fungi, Basidiomycota, Tremellomycetes, Trichosporonales, Trichosporonaceae. Gene Ontology annotation, biological process: peptide catabolic process; proteolysis. The coding region runs from base 1 to 2676 and encodes 891 amino acids. The record is from RefSeq and is a predicted model, not a curated record. The transcript has 3 exons. Gene Ontology annotation, molecular function: zinc ion binding; metalloaminopeptidase activity; peptide binding. Gene Ontology annotation, cellular component: cytoplasm.
AUGAGCGACUACCGCCUUCCCACAUCUGUGCGGCCGACGCACUACGAGCUGGCUGUCCGCACCGACCUGGCGGCGUCACCCCCGCGUUUUGAGGCCGAGGUGACCAUCACCCUCGACGUGUUGGAAGACACGUCCAAUGUCGUGUUCCACAUGCACCCCUCGCUCUCGGUCACCCACCUCGCCCUGAACGACGGCGUGACGCAGGAGCUGCCCACCUCUGCACUCUCUACCGACGCGGAGAAGGAGAGGGCUACUGUCACCCUAGUCGAGCCGCUCAAGAAGGGCUCCGCAAAGCUCUUCGUGCGCUAUGAGGCCGAGCUCAACGGCAACAUGAUGGGAUACUACCGCUCCAACUCGGACCCCGACGAGAAUGGGAAUCGCCUUGUCUAUGCACUCACCCAGUUCGAGCCCACCAGUGCUCGCCGUGCGCUGCCCUGUUGGGAUGAGCCGCUCUUCAAGGCGACUUUUGGUGUCACCCUGAUCGCGCGCGAGCACGAGGUCGUGCUGGCGAACAUGGACGCCGAAAGCAGCUCGCCAUUCCUCCCGGACGCCGUCAAGGUCACUGACGUCUUCACUGACGGGUACGUGGCCGGCUCGACGCUCGCACCUGCCUUCUCCGGCACUGCCAACCCGGCCGGAUGGGUUGCGACCUGCUUUACACGCACGCCGCUCAUGUCCACGUAUCUUGCGGCGUGGGCGUGCGGUGAGUUCAAGCACAUCGAGGCGAUGCACACGUCUGCUCUUACUGGCAAGGUGAUCCCACUCCGCGUUUAUGCGACGAACAGCAUCGACCAGGCGCGCAUGGCCCUCGACGCCACGGCCUCCGCGCUCAAGGUGUACGAGGAGCUGUUUGGCAUCGCGUACCCACUCCCGAAGCUCGACACUCUGGUUGCGCACGACUUUGACAUGGGUGCAAUGGAGAACUGGGGCCUCAUCACUGGCCGCACCGCAGCCUAUUUCGUCAACGAGCGCAGCAGCCUGGCAUCCCUCAAGCGCUGUGGCACGAUCCAGUGUCAUGAGGUCGCGCACAUGUGGUUCGGCAACAUUGUUACCAUGAAGUGGUGGGACAACCUGUGGCUCAACGAGGCGUUCGCGACACUCAUGGGCUCGCUUGUACUCCCAGAGCGCAUCUGGCCCGAGUGGAAGAUGUCCGGCGAGUUCCUCGAGGCGCACUGGGAGCGCGCUCUGAGUCUUGACGCCAAACGUUCUAGCCACCCGAUCCAGGUCGAGUGCCCGGACUCGAACAAAAUCGCGACUAUCUUUGACGCGAUCAGCUACUCGAAGGGCGCGUCAGUUCUGCGCAUGCUCAUGAGCGUGGUUGGUGAGGAGAAGUUCUUCCAGGGCGUGGCAGCGUACCUCAACAAGCACCUCUACGGGAACGCCGAGAUGCAGGACCUGUGGGACGGCAUUUCGACCGCUGUCGGCAAAGAUGUCAGUGAGAUGAUGAACUCCUGGACAAUGCGCGUGGGAUUUCCCGUUGUGCGCGUCGAGGAGCUUGGAGAAGGCAAGAUCAAGCUGUGGCAGAACCGUUUCCUGUCCACAGGUGACGUUAAGAACGACGAGGACGAGACAACCUGGUGGGUGCCGCUCGAGAUCAAGAGCAUCGGCAAGGAUGGCAUUAAGGUCGACCACGCGGCCGUCCUCUCCGCGCGCAGCACGGAGUACACCAUCACCAGCGAUGUAUUCAAGCUCAACGCGGAGACCGUCGGCGUGUAUCGCGUCGCGUAUUCCCCCGAGCGCCUUGCCAAGCUCGGCUCCCAAGCCGCGAACUUCAGCGCAGCGGACCGCCUUGGGCUCAUGUCCGACGCUAGCGCGCUCGCACAGGCGGGGUACACACCCACGAGUGGCGCUCUGGCGCUCGCAGCCGCCCUCGCCAAGGGCGAGAAGGAAUACCUGCCGCUGAGCCGGAUCUCCAGCUUCCUCUCGGCUCUGGCAGCCGCGUGGUGGGAACACCCACUGCGCGAGACGAUCGACAAGCUCCGCAUCGAGAUCUUCAAGCCUGUCGUCGAGCGUAUGGGUUACGAGUUUGUCUCCACCGACGAGCCGGAGGUGCGCGAGCUCCGGAAGCUUGCGAUCAGCGUUUGUGCCCGCGCUGGUGACGCCGACGUCGUCUCCGCCCUGCAGGAGCAAUUCGCCUCGAAGGGCGGCGAUAUCGUGCCGGACCUGCGCCAGAUCACGUUCCGCACGGUGUCAGCGAACGGCGGUGAGAAGGAAUAUGAGGCCAUGCUCCGCGUGUACGAGCAGCCUCCCGUGCCGAUGGCGCGCAACGACGCGAUCUGGGCACUCACAGCUACACGCGACCCCACGCUCGUGCGGCGCGCGCUCGACAUGAUCCCCAGCGACGCGGUCAAGGACCAGGACGUCUACCUCCUCUUCAUGGGACUGGCCGCGAACCCCGCUGCGCGCCGCGACGGCGCCCAGUACCUCAUGGACCGGUGGGACGAGCUCAACAAGCGCUUCCAUGCGAGCUACGGCCUUCGUAAUGCCAUUGCUGGAGCGUUUGGAGCGCUCUCGAGCAAGGAGGACCUCGCAAAGGUCGAGGCGUUUGUCAAGAACAAUGACACGGCCAAGUAUGCGACGAUCCUCGACCAGGCGGUCGAGGGGAUGCGCGCUCGUGCGGCGUGGGUUGAGCGCGACACCGAUGACGUGUCUGGGUGGUUCGCGAAGGGCGACUGA